Messenger RNA from Closterium sp. Naga37s-1, 843 nucleotides. The record is from the annotation of a GenBank genome assembly. NCBI's taxonomy places the organism in Eukaryota, Viridiplantae, Streptophyta, Zygnematophyceae, Desmidiales, Closteriaceae.
AUGGAUCCUCCCGUGCCACGUCAUCGCCCUCCUUGUUUGCGCCAGCUUCCUUGCAGCUCCUUCUCGCGCCGCCCGGGGGGGGGGGGGGGAGGAGGGAGGGGGGGAGGAGUGUUGGGGAGAGGUGAAAAGGAGGGGAGUAUGGGGAGAGGCGCGAAAAGGUUCCGCGGGAUCGGACUGCAUUUCUCCCAUCGCCUCCUGUCACCGCGCAUUGCCGCCCAUUACCCCUCAUCACCGCCCAGUGCCGCCCACCACCCAUUCCCACCGCCGUCACAUGCUCAUGACCCUCCAUUCCUCCACACCCACAUCCCUUUCUCCUGUCGCCCUACACUCGCCACCACAUGUAUUCCCUUAAAGCGCCCACAGCUGCUCACUUUGCACUGCCCAUCUUCUUGCCCCAUUUCUUCCAUGUUCAUAUUUUCCUCCCUCCGCCCCCUCCCCCUUUCCCCUUCCCAUUCCCCGCCUCUACCUCCCCACCCUGGGCUCCAGAUUUGCUUGCAUGCCUUUCCCUCAACCCUCCAUCCUCCACUGCCCCUGUCCCUCCCCCAUCUCCAACCCCCUUCCGCACCCCCCUCCCCCCUUCCCCGGUCCCCCCUCCGCUUCCCACACUGGGCUGCAGAUGUGCAUACGCAGCUGCCCGGCGUUUGGAGGGCAGUGGGUGAACUGCGGCUAUGGCUGCUCCCCCUCCUACAAGAUGUGCAUCAAAACGGUCUGGAAGCAGGUGAGUUGCAACCUCCUAAAGGUUUAAAUCAUCGAGCCAUUUGGAGGGCAACGGGUGAACUCCGGGUGUGGCUGCCCCCUUUCCUACAAGAUGUGCAUCACGACUCUCUGGAGGCAGGUGGGUAG